Molecule: messenger RNA, 666 nt
Organism: Ipomoea nil (Japanese morning glory)
Lineage: Eukaryota; Viridiplantae; Streptophyta; Magnoliopsida; Solanales; Convolvulaceae
Exons: 2
Coding region: 151-477 (108 amino acids)
Source: RefSeq, a predicted model, not a curated record
GCAACACGUGAUGAGAUUUUUUGCAUAGUCGUCUCACUAUGAUAUUAAAUUAAAAGAUGUGUUUAAACAGACAAUUGGACCGUAUUUAUUUAUUAAAUUAGCAUAUGUUAUGAGAGAUAGAGGAAUUGAAGCAGAUUAAUUAGUAGUGAGAUGACGAAUGAAGGGUGUUCUAGUUCAAGGCCAAUUAUAGCUUUUCCUCUGGGUCUUGGGCUUCUUGGAGUGGUCUUAAUCUGCAUAACUGGCUUCUUCUCUUGCUGCUACCACUGGGAAAAGCUCCGGUCUCUUCUUGGUGGGUCUUCUACUGUUACUGAUUCUCAAAUUAGUACCCAAUCAUCAGUUGAUGUUCGUAAUUCACCUUCCAAACCCAUCAAGAUGCCGGAGGCUAAACAGGACCGGAGCAUGACGAUAUUGAUGCCCGGAGAUGAUGUCCCCAAGUUCCUGGCCAUGCCUACUCCACUGCCUAAGGACUCCGGCUAGGGUCAUAAACAUCUUGGGGCUUGAAUUGGCUUAACGGAUUAAUCGGUCAAAAAAAAGUGGAUAUAUAGGUUUGUAGAGUUAGAUUGUUAUUUUUUUUUGAAAGGAGAGUUAGAUUGUUAUUAAGGAUCAAAGAGGUGUACAAACAAUUUGAAGAAUCUGUAAUUGUUAAUAUACGUUCUAUAUUUUAUC